AUGUCUGCUCCCAAGGGUCCCUUCCACCUGGUUACUGUCAACACCGUGCCCGAGCGCGCCAAGCGCCUCAUCGGCCGCCUUGUCGAGGCUCUGAGUGAUCGAUACACUAUCAUUUACCUCGACAACUGCGAGAAAAUCGAGGACGUCGAGGCGAAGGUUAAGCAGCACAACCCCGAUGUUCUGUUCAGCGCCUCUAUGUGGUCCGCCGAGCAGGCCGAACAGAUUCAUCAGAUUGCUCGCUCUGUUCGACCAGAUAUCAAGCUUCACGCCAUUCCCGAGGGCUUGCAGGUCGAGCGUGGCCCCGACGCCAUUGUUGAAUAUUUGAUUGAGAAGGUGCCGGUGCUGCUGGACAGCUAG
Messenger RNA from Penicillium robsamsonii, 357 nucleotides. RefSeq lists its product as uncharacterized. The transcript has 3 exons. The record is from RefSeq and is a predicted model, not a curated record. NCBI's taxonomy places the organism in Eukaryota, Fungi, Ascomycota, Eurotiomycetes, Eurotiales, Aspergillaceae. Bases 1 to 357 code for a protein of 118 amino acids.